AUGGAAGGGCGGUGUUUUACACGUGUGUUUGUAAAUAAGGGGUGUUCGUACAGAACAAGGAUUAAGUUCGUGAAACCUGACCACGACGAUUCCAUUCAGGACUGCACAGUGGGAAAAGACGAUUUUUUAGAGGAAAUCAGCGUAAUUGAUGGAUUUGUUGAAUUAACGGGCAUAGAUAGUCAUAAAAUAAGGUCACUUUUAUCGGGAGAUACACAUAUUUCUGACAUUCCUGAACUUGACUACACAGUGAGUCCUUCCUCAAUAAUUGACCAUAUAGAAUGUUCUCGAGCAAAAGACUAG
Theileria orientalis strain Shintoku is the source of this 300-nucleotide messenger RNA. RefSeq lists its product as hypothetical. The record is from RefSeq and is a predicted model, not a curated record. Bases 1 to 300 code for a protein of 99 amino acids. Lineage: Eukaryota; Apicomplexa; Aconoidasida; Piroplasmida; Theileriidae. The transcript has a single exon.